GGGGGAAAAUGGUUUUAAAAAAUGGUUCAAUAAAAAUUAGUAUAAUUUCAGAGAAAGUAGACUUCUCAUUUGAAGGCCCUUAUAUUUUACAUUAUUUGUCGGGACAACACUGAUUGCUAUUUUUAUCGACCAAAAUGGUUCUUUCAUUAUUAUUAAUCUUACAGUUUUUAAUUUGAAUUAUCACAACACAUCUAUGUAAAUAUAAGCGUCGCAAAAAUAAGACUACACCGUGUUUAAUUUUUAAGAGUUUCUGUAAAAGCUCCAAAAGUACAUGAUCCUCACUGAAACAUACAGGAUUGCCACUUGAUCCUGAUCCUAUUUGCACCGUCAGACCCUUCAAAGGUGAUUCAGCUAAUCACUCUGACUUACUGUCCUCCCCCCAAACUUGGAGUGAGCUGUUGGCAUGAGAAGUGAAAGCCUCAGGUACAUGAACACACACACAGGAAAAGUGCUGAAAAUGUACUUCAAAGUCAAUUGCUUUGGAGCGGCUCCAGCUGAUUUAUUUGACUUAAGAUAUACUUUUUUUGUGUGUGUUUCAUUGUGGAUGAAAAUUUCAUACACCAAUUUAGAGGUGGUGAAAUAUAAAUGAUAUCUUUAAAGUUUCAUCAUAAAUCAGUCUGUCGGUAUAUGUGAGCAGACACUGAUUACUCCUUGAUGUCUCCUGAGCCUGAUCUCCUGUCUCCUGGUGUCUGCAGGAGGUGGCUGUAGCAGCGCCUGUUUUUUUUCCCCGCUGGGGAGGAAACAUUUCUCUGCAGCUGCGUGGCUCUAAUGCAACGUAAAAAAAAAUGCCAGGCUGCAACACCAACAGGCGAGGGGACAUAAAUACUGUCAGGAAGAAACAAAAAUAUGGAAAAACAGCGUUGGAAAGCGGGACGUGACACCUUGACGCUGCGUGCGUAUUGAAGCGCAUGAGCCUCCACGUUAAGGCUGCAGCUUCGGAGGACUUGAUUUAGAGGCAUUGAGACUUUUAUUGCAGUGGCGCACACACACUGGCUGUGGCCAUACAUAGAGAGCAGUAUGUGAAGCCCCUAAUUAGGACAAGAUCACAUAAUAAUCUCCAGUGAAACCUGCAGUUUAACCCCGAACAUUAGCGUUGUGUGUUAUUAACACAUUAAAGGUGAUUAAGGGGUCAGCGUAGCGCCGUAUAACUGCUGCGAGAUGCCCCCUUUUUCGUGCGUGUGUGUGUGUGUGAAGUGAUUUAAACUAUUACACACAUAGAAAAAAAAAAAGUAAAAGUGUUAUUGUUUUCCAUAGGCUAACCUCCAUGAGACUUGCAUAAUUACAAUGAUCCCACCCUACAGACGUGUCCGUAUUAACUGAUCAAAUCAGACAACUCUUCUUCAUUACAAGAAGAUUAAAGCUUUUCAUCACGUUAAGGAUGGCGUGGCAUAAUUGGAAAAAAAGAUAAGAUAAAAGCCUGUUUGACAAGUUAUUACAAUUAUCUCAUUUUUAAAUAUCUCUUGUUACAUAACUGUAUCGGCCCUUUUAAGUGAAAACCAACACAUAGAGAAAAAAAGCAAAAUUAUGCAAAACAGGUUGGAAUUUCCUCUUAAGACUUUAAUCUUUUGUUGUUGGUAUUUUUGCAAGUUUUUGUCUUUUUUUGUGGGGCAAGUGGUAAAAAUGUUAUUUUUUUACAUUGCAUUUUUAUAAAGAUAAAACAUUGAGAACAUUUGCUGCUCGUAUUGUGAUGUGAUUUUAUUUUUUAAAUCUAAAAUGAAAAGCUUAAUAUAUAUAUUUUUUACCGUUAAACUUUGUUGUAUUUUUACACAGAGAGUGGAGCUGUCCGUGGUAUUAUAGAAAGACUUUCUCUUUUUUAUUUUGUAAUCAGAUCAAACUUGUUUACAGUGUGAUAUUUUUCACGCGCAAUUUAACAGAAAUCCAAAAUAAUAAGUCGCUGAGCACAGUUAGGCACACUGGUUGUAAAGGAGGUGUUGGAGGUAAGAAGCAGAGUGAUUUGAAAUAAAUGCCUUGUCGCACACUGCCCAUGCGCAGAGUCCCCAGCGGCGGCGGUGAGGGUGGUGGUGGUGGUGGUGGUGGGGCUAAUGAAGAAUAAUAAAUCAUGAAAGGGUUUUUCAGGUACAGCUGGAAACAGAGUGUGUAUGUGAUAGGGUGAGAGACGGAGAGAGGAAGCUGUUGAAAGAGAGAGAGAGAGAGAGAGAGAAAGAGGGUGGAAGUGUGUGUGUGUGAGGGGGGGAGAGAGAGUGAGUGAGUGAGAGAGAGAGCGAGAGAGAGAGAGAGAGAGAGGCGGAGAGAGACUCAGUCUGCCCUUCGCCUCAGAGCAGAGGCAGUUCGGGUCCCCGCAGCAUUCAAGGUAGUCGAAGAGGUACAGUAGAGACUGUCACCGCCAUCACUGCACAUACUGGUGCUUUUUUUCAACAGGGAAACUUUUUCUGUAGAACCAAACUGGUCAUCGAGAGCGGCAACAGUUUGUAAACUUGAAGUCUUUUGGAAAUCCUAAGAGACGAGAAGAAACUUUUUUUCUUUCUCUGGCGUCGUUUCUCUCUUUUUUUAUUUUGAGGAGUUUUGCAAAGAAAAAAAUCCAAGGCAGAAAAAAUAUUGAUAAAAACGAAGUGAAGAAGGAGGGGAAAAAAAUCAAAAAGCAAAAAAAAAAAAAAAGAAAGAAAGGUUCCGUUUUCGCGCCACAAGUCCAACGAGGAAAGAAAGGUACCUGCUGCGUUCAGUUGCAUGGCUGCUCUCAUUUGGCAGAAAAGCGCGGAUAGUUAUAAUAAAUACAUGUGGUAACUCUUCAGUUUUGGACCGUCUUCAGCCUUGCACUUUUACUCGGCAGUGACUUGAGAUUCCUGCGAAGCAAUCGGGCUUCAACUCCGCACCGAGGAGGCGGAGUCUUAACUUAUUAAAAGGAACUUGCCGAGGCUCGGACGCCCGCAAAUAUGAUGAUGAUGUCUCUGAACAGCAAGCAGCAUUUCGCCAUGGCCCACACCAGCUUGGCAGAACCCAAGUACUCGUUGCACUCCUCCUCGUCCUCCACCUUGACUUCCAAUGCGCCCUCGUCCUCGUGCUCGUCCUCCCGACACAGCAGCACCAUCAUCAGCAGCAGCGGCAGCAGCAGCAGCUCGGAGGCGAUGCGCAGAGCCUGUCUCCCAACCCCACCGGUACGUAUUCUGCAUAAUCACUGCUUAAAGGCACAUUUUGACAGCCCACUUUUUUUUGCUUGAUGUUUUUUUCAUGUCUGCACAGCAAAUCACCCAACACCUCCAUAUUUUUUUCCUCCUCUGCUCAACUUAUGUAUUCAGCCGGCUUUGCCUCUCGUAUUAAUUUUUAUGACCUGGGAUGUUGCAUGUGUCUUGUUUUGUGUGCUCCCCUUUUUUAGGAUUUCUUUUUUUCACAUUCUGGAAAUGUUUUAAACCGAGGAGUGGAGGGAGAAUUCCCUGCUGACAGUUAUGUGUGCAUUCUAUUUGCAAUUGCAGAGCAAUAUAUUCGGAGGCUUGGAUGAGAGUUUGUUGGCCCGGGCUGAAGCUCUCGCGGCGGUGGAUAUAGUCUCGCAGACCAAGAGCCACCACCACCCUCCACAUCACAGCCCCUUCAAGCCGGACGCCACCUACCACACCAUGAACACUCUGCCCUGCACCUCGUCUUCCUCCUCCUCCUCGGUGCCUAUUUCUCAUCCGUCCGCCCUGGCUGGCCACCACCAUCACCACCACCAUCACCACCACCACCAGCCCCACCAGGCGCUGGAGGGGGACCUGCUGGACCACAUCACGCCGGGACUGGCGCUGGGAGCCAUGGCGGGACCGGAUGGCUCGGUGGUUUCCACGCCUGCGCACCCUGCCCACAUGGCGGGCAUGAACCACAUGCACCAGGCGGCUAUCAACAUGGCUCAUGCCCACGGGCUACCACCGCACAUGGGCAUGAGCGACGUGGACGCCGAUCCCAGGGACUUGGAAGCGUUCGCGGAGCGGUUUAAGCAGAGACGGAUCAAACUCGGGGUUACCCAGGCGGAUGUAGGGUCAGCUUUAGCCAGCCUGAAGAUUCCUGGGGUGGGCUCCCUCAGCCAGAGCACCAUCUGCCGAUUCGAGUCCCUCACGCUCUCUCACAACAACAUGAUCGCUUUGAAGCCCAUCCUGCAAGCGUGGCUGGAGGAAGCGGAGAAAUCACACAGGGAGAAACUUAACAAACCCGAGUUGUUCAAUGGCGCGGAGAAGAAGCGGAAGCGCACGUCGAUAGCCGCGCCGGAGAAGAGAUCACUGGAGGCCUAUUUCGCCAUCCAGCCGCGUCCCUCCUCGGAGAAAAUCGCAGCGAUCGCAGAGAAGCUGGACCUGAAAAAGAACGUGGUGCGGGUCUGGUUUUGCAACCAGCGACAGAAACAGAAACGGAUGAAAUACUCUGCAUGCGUCUAAGAAUCGCUUUAAACCCCAAACCGAACCCAAAUGACUCUACAAAAAGACUUGGGAACUGUUUAGAGACGAUUUGUAUCAUAUUUCCUAUCUCACACCUUUUUUCAAUCAUCGAUGACUUUGUGCUUUGAACUUCGAAAAAUUCCUAAAAAUUGAACUAAUGACUGACGAAAAAAAUAAGCCCACAGUCACGUCUUUUUCUCGCUGAGAGGGGAGACGUGGAGGAAAGUUGAAGCAUCGUUUGAAGAGCAAGUAAGAACACUGUUUCCACACUUCCUAUGCUUCAUCUUUUUAAUGACUUACAGGACUCUUGUGCUUUAAUUUUUACUUCAGAUUCAUUUCCAAUGAGGACUACUUUAGUUCGCGUACAUAGGCAAAUGCACCCCCCGAUUAAAACAGUGGUUUCCACUCAGAGCAGCGGGGCUAUAGUUGAACUCAAAGCACUUGGUUUUGGUGACUCUCGGUGUUGAUAUUUUUAAGCUUAUAGGAUAAGCUACAAUUUUUUCCCUCCGAGUUGGUGACGAUGCAGUCUGAGACAUUUAUUCAGGGUCCACGAGGGGGUUUAAAGGGACAACACACAAGCUAAUAUUAGAUUACUGCCAAAUAGCCCCGUGUAAAUGAAUUAUUCACUUGUCACACACUUCAUUUUGUGUCUAAAUGUGUAAUUAAUUCCACUUAUUUUGUUACCGUGUGUAAACAGAAAGUCAGGGAUCUAUUUUGAAGAUACCCGAGUUUGGGCUGAAGAGUAGGGUUUCUUUGUUUUCCUUAUUAUUAUUAUUAUAACAAUGAUUAUAAUUAUUAUUAUUAUUAUUGAUAGGCCUCAGUACGUGGAGAUUGAGAAAUAGUGCGUCACUUGUAAGGAUUUCACAGAUUUUCGCGAUUGAAAAAUAUGAUUUCUCGCCGGCUGCAAUAAGUUGACACUCCUGUGUGGGGCCGGUAUCUUAUGAACUAUUUAUUGAGUGAGGUCAUGUUUACUUCAUUAUAUAUUUAUUGGGAUUCCCCCUCCCUCCUCGUUUUGCCUGAGAAAAUCAAAUUCUGACAGCAAGUAAAGCGUGUUGUUCUGCUUUUAAAGGGAAAACGACUGUGUGACAUUUUCAGUCACAAAUCUUCAUUUCUAACAUUUGAGAUGGUACAAUCGAGAUAUAUAUGAGAUAGUAUUCUCUUUUUUUAAAAUUAUUUCAUGUAUGUUUUUUGCUAUUUAUUUGUAUAAAUAUACGCGCAUCAUUAUGAAGUCUUUGCUUGUUAAGAAAUCACCUUGUUUAAGUAAAAUGUUUUUUUUUCUUGAAGAGAAAAAGAAAAACAGCUUCAUGGAAGUAUACGUGUACAAUGUAAAUAUUUCAUUGGAACCAGUCGAUGCACAUAAAUAUAUCCGUACAGGUUUUUGCUGUAUUGAUGUUUUAGCUGAGGUAACUUAUUUCUGUAAUGUAUGUUGCUUUUUUUGGUUCCCUGGUUAAAUUAUUCUAUUAAUUUAUGACAUCCAUGUGAUUUUAAUUUAUUUAAUUAUUGAACUGCAAUAUGUGUUUCAUUAAAGAACAAACUUUAACAUUUAAUUGGACGUUUUCUCCAUUACUACGAUGUGUAAUGUGCCUCAUCCGGACUUAUUAAUAUUCUUUUAUUUAUUCAGCUGUUUAUUUAUUGAUGAGGAGGAUGGGAACGCUUUAGCUGUGGGCUGCACAGCUUUUAACAGAUGUGUUGUGGAGAUUUAAAGCGUAUUUGGGCACCAGGUCUGCAGAUAUUUUUGAACAAGACAUGAACUUUUGGCCACGUUGAUAUAGGGGUUUUUGUCUUGGGACUAUAUAAGCAAGACACCAAACCUAAUUUCACCUGAUUUGUAUCCCCUCUUGCAAAGGUGGAUAUAACGAAAAUGAUCUAAUGCUAUCAGAAUAUAUUCUUGCAUUGCACCUUCUUCCUUCAGGCCUCCAGAUAAAACAGGCCACACAGGAGAAAUCCCUUCUGCUUCUCCUUUUUCUUAUUCCGUCAAUGUUAAAGACACACGUGGCUCCUCCACCGCAUUUCUGCCAGCUUAUGCAGCUCACUGUUGCCUUACCUGAGAGCAAAUGCUAAUAUUCUAUUAGAGUCUAAUCAGGGGGUCUAUGGAGAGCUGGAUGGGUCCCUGGAGCGCAGACUUGCCAGAUGUCAGCCCGCCAGAAAAACAGCUCGCCUGCCAACGUGCCCGUCUCUAUUUAAAUACACACUCUAACGUGCUGAGUGCGUGCGUGAGCGCGUGCGUGCACACAUGCUCAGGCUUUGAUGCACAACCUUUGGUAAGAAGUUAGAUAUGAGGAGGAGUAUUUUGAGUGUCAUGUCCAGAGCAGAGUUGUUGUUUUGAGGGCUUCAGGGCUGACUGGCUGGCUGACUGGCUGACUGGCUGAACGCUGAGUUAGCGUUUCAGCACCAUGGACAGAUACCUGAGAGGCUGCACGAGCUCAGCAUUAGCAUUUCUGAAAGCUGUCCUCCACCUUAACACUGAUUAUUUACAGCAGCUGGAAUAUAUUUGCAUGGGAUUAUUUUAUGAUAUUUGAAAAUAGGAUUUAAAAAAAAAAACUCAAAUUAUAGGACUUGGUUCAAGGUUCAAGGCCUUUAAAAUUGAGCAUGAAGACUUAAAUUGUUUUUAUAACUGUGAGAAAUCUUUGCAAAACCGCAUCCUGUCCUCUUAAUAUCUGUUUAAAAAUUAUUAUACAGGCUUUUUAAUCCAAAGUCAAAAUAUUUUCCUAUUAUUUAACCACCAAAAUCAAGAGAAAAAAGUUGUAAUUAAACAUCCUUCAUGACACUGAUCCAUAAAGCAAACAGCGCCAUCCUCCUCCUCGUGACAAAUUAAGAGUAUCAAAACGAGCGUUAUUAAUGAGACAGCCAUGAUGGUUCAUCAAUUAAAAGAUGCUCCUGGUGAGUGCUUCUAAUUUCCCCUAAAUGAGCCAUUCACUUAAUACGUUAAUAAGAGCGAAUUAUUAAAUUACACAUCGAAUUAUGAAAAGCAGAUAAUUAUGAAGAGCGAGUUAAGCAGUCAUUAGCCAUCCCUGUUAAUUACCUACCGCUGGUCAGGGAGGGCUGCGCGUGAGGGUCUCAUCGGGAAUUGAAAUUAACUUUAUGCAAGCGCGAGCUCUGCACACACACAGACAAGCAGAAAGACAGACAGACAGGCCAUCUACAGGAGUGCUGCUGCUUUAUUUCACAUAUUUGGCUAAAAUCGAUCUGAAUACUUUGAUAGCGAAUCAAUAGGCCCAACAACACACACAGAAACACACACACUGAGCAAAAAGGCCUCAGCAGCAGCAGCACAAUAAAGAAAAAAGAAACAAAAAUCGAAGGUCCUUUUUUUUCUCUAUAAUAAAAUAUGUGAAUCAAAUAGUUUACCUUACAGCCAAAGACACAUGUGCUCACAUCAUCAUCAUACAGUGUGAGUGUCCGUAUAUGACGACGACACGGGAGCUUUCUCUACCAAACGAAAGGGCAGCGCUGUUUCCUUUUGUUAUAAUUACGCCCUGUGUUUUAUUUUUCUCUCUCCCCUGAACAGUCCCCCCACCACCCCUCUCUCUUUCACAGGGAUGCCGAUGAAAUUUUAAUGAGGCCAGGGACUGUCGGAGCUCCGCCUGGGGACCUGAGAGUAGAAUAUUUUAACUGUACAUUUACGCCAAGUGUCUGCCUUCAAAGACGAGAAUGCUCUCGAAUUAGACGAGCCAUAAAGUGAGAGAGCGCGACACACACUCACAAGCGUAGAAGAAGCCUUUAUUUAUCAUCUGUUGGGCUCUCUCUCGGUUUCUGCACCGUCUAAAAAACACUGUGCAACACCCCCGUCUGAUCAGGUGAUGAUGGCUGCUGCUGCUGCUGCUGCUCGGAUGUUAAGCGGCAAUCGCCAUUUGAUAUUGUCGCCAAUCAGUUGUUGUUGAUGCAAUAUUAAUCAGCCAUCAAUAGUCAUUAGUUUGUUAAGUGUUUUUCAGAAGGUAAUCGAUGGGGUAGCAGUGGAUGGCUAGGAGGAUUUCGGUGGGAUACUUUUUUGAUCCAGGAUGGCAUGUAAAGGAGUGGAAGCAACACUGGAUCUGCCAAUGAAAUAGCUCCAUCUCUCUCUCUCUCCCUCUCUCUCUCUCCCUCUAUAAUCGCACGCGCAUACACGUACCAGCCACGCGCACAAUCAUAAACAGACGAGUUGAUGCCAAAGGAAGGUUUAUGUUAUGUUAUUAGUAUUUUUUAAAAUAUAUUAUCUGCAGGUUUCAAGAAUGAAAUACACGCUUUAUAUGUUUUAUAUACUAAAGUUUUAUUCAAAAACAUGGACACUUCACACAUUGGCUGGGGGACUUAAAAGAAAAAACUAAAUUAGAUAAAAAUUUAACUAAUCUUAAGGUUAAAUAAAAGGGAGAAAAAAAGAGUUUUAGAGACAGGCCUUUAUUUUACAACGGAAUAACAGUGAGUGUCACUAGAAACGGAGGGUACUUGCAGAUAUAAAGAAGGCAGUCAUGCCAUAAUUAAAAUGUAACAUGACGGAUAUUUUCAAUACAAUAACAUUUUAAAAGAAAAAGAAACCAUGUCUUAUUUUUUUAAUUAAAUAUUUACUGUUCAAAAAAAGUGCAGAAAAAAAAACAAUAAAAUAAUUUAAAAAAUUAAAAAAAGGACCAUCCCCUC
Messenger RNA from Xyrichtys novacula (pearly razorfish), 8969 nucleotides. The record is from the annotation of a GenBank genome assembly. NCBI's taxonomy places the organism in Eukaryota, Metazoa, Chordata, Actinopteri, Labriformes, Labridae.